This is a messenger RNA of Saccostrea echinata, 1639 nucleotides long. RefSeq lists its product as uncharacterized. The record is from RefSeq and is a predicted model, not a curated record. Lineage: Eukaryota; Metazoa; Mollusca; Bivalvia; Ostreida; Ostreidae. Gene Ontology annotation, cellular component: cytoskeleton; sperm flagellum; ciliary basal body. Bases 118 to 1392 code for a protein of 424 amino acids. The transcript is spliced from 8 exons. Gene Ontology annotation, molecular function: microtubule binding. Gene Ontology annotation, biological process: microtubule anchoring.
AUUAAUUUGACGUCGUCUUGGUUAUGUAGUAACAACAUAGAUGGCUGACUAGAAGGCUAAACGUGUUAGAUUUUCAUAUGUAAUUUUUAAAUAAAAAUAAAAUUAUUAUUUCGCGUGAUGACAGCUACUCCCGCUAAAAUUAUUAACAGUGAAAAGAAACGCGAUGUGAAGACUGGAGCCCCCCAGUAUGAUCCAACCAACAGACUGGCGAGGCGGUUACAUCUUAUGAGUAAGACGGAGGGAAUGUCCGAAUAUCAAGCCGCUUACAGAAAGUACCCAUUCCAGCGACCGCGCAACUGCGUCAGACCGGUAUCUAACAAAAUGGAUAACGGAAAAUUGUCGAAGUUGAUGCUGACAACGUAUCAGAAGGAUUAUGUAUUUCACGAGGACAAAAAUGCCUUCAAAAUGGAAAGCUUCAAGCCGAUACAAGCGUACCGCCCAUCAAGUGCCAAAUUCUCUGACCAGACCAAUUACAGCUUGUCCUAUCAGUGCUUUGAUAAAGAUGUCGCCAAAAGCUGCCGUCCGGCAAGCGCUAAACCAAAAGAACCUCCGCGAACGCAGUACGAAAUCGUCAUUCCAGAAAAACCUUCAGGUGAAGGAGAUGCAAAGAAAGUUGAUGAAGCACCGAAAGAGAAGGAACCUAUUCGUACAGAAAGUGACGCAAAGCCCGAGAAUAAAGUCACAGAUCCGGUUGUAGAACCACCAAAAACAGAAGCCGUCUCAACUAAGAUCGCGGUUCACGGAAGGAGAAUGCAGUACGCCCCCUUCAAUGGAAUGACUACUUAUACGGCGGAUUACGUCAAACACUCGUGCGGGCCCCGUCAGCCAAUCUGUAAACCUCCUACCUCUAAUAAUCACUACGAUUUAGGUCCCUUCGAUGGCAGAACCACCCAGAACACAACAUACAAAGCGUGGCCGGUGAUCCCCAUUGAGAAACCCACCUGGGCCAUCAAGCCAGAAUACCACAGACCUCUGGGAGGGAUGCCUUUUUCUAGCACAUAUAUGGCUGAUUUUGAAAAUCCCAAAAGUCUUGUGGAAAGAAUAAUGCCUAUAAAACCAAAAACCGGAACUGACAUCAUAAAACAUGAAGGAGGGGAUGGCGAUCAGCAUCCAUGUACCACAUAUCAGGGGCAUUAUGUAGCGUGGAAAGGUGCACUUCCGGCCAAAACAUAUCAAAUAAAACAACUCUAUGUACCUACCGCCGGCGAAAUGGAUUUCCAGUCAAUUCAGAGGUUACACUUCAGAGGUGUGCAGACUGAACGUCCGAGUUUAUGCCACAAAUCUUCUGAACACCGAAACUUGAAUGAUGAUAAAACAAUGUAUUUCAACACCACCUAUCGAGAUUCCUUCUUCAACCGAACUAGGCCAAAAAGUUGUCCCGUCGGCAUUUAGACUCACCCUGGAUGAAGUCUUACCAAGGCGGCUUUGUUUAAAUUUUAUUUGAUCAUUUUUUUUUUAAAUUAUUAUUUUUUUAACAGAACUUUUUUUUAUCAUUUAUUUAUUUACUUUUUGCUUUUAGCAUUUUGGAAGUAUUUAAAUUUUGAAAAAUAUAGUUAUAUUUUAGCAUAUUAAUAUACUACUCAUGAAUUAUACAUGUUCUUGCAUUGUAUUCUUUUUAAAUUAAACUAAUGAUCAUGUA